AUGGCUUUAUCCCAUCAAUCGGCGAUAAAGAAUCCGCCGGCCGAGAGUCUGGCCGCUUCCUCGACCCUGGAAACGGAUGAAUCGUUGCUGGCUCAGGUUGACGCUCUUCAGAAGAGAAAUUCAUCGCAUAAACGGAUCUCGCAAGUCCGCGAGAGAGCAAGGGUGGGGUUUUUAAAAAAUUUUAGGACUGACAAUGAUAAUAAAAUAUUUACUUUCAUCCUUUAAGUCUGAAUUUUCUGCAAGGAAAUUAUGAAAAGUACUCUUGUUUGAUAAAUUUAUUUUAGGCGAUCGAUCUUUGUCUCCAAAAAUGCCGAAACACAAUUCCAGUUGAUGAAGCAAACGGGGCUCUGUUAUAUGUUAAAUGCCUGGCUUUGAUCGAGGAAACGGAGAGGAUUCUAAAUACUCAAAACCCCGGAGGGCGUCAGUCUUCGAUGUCGCAGCCAAGUCUCGCUUCUAAAGUAAAUUUAGAUCCAAAUUAAACUGUUGGUCAUCUGUUUACUGUGUUGAAAAGCUUUUUUCAGCUCUACCUCACCGAGGCGGCCCCCCAUCCCCCACCGAAAGCAGUUGAUAUUUGGUCUCAUCCAGACGUUAUUCAGCCCGCUAAAGUGGAGGAUGACUAUUACUACAGUUAUUACAAACCACGAUGGUGGGGAUUUUUGUGUUUUAACAGUGGAAAAGAGGCCAAAGGCAAGGAUCAAGAUGUUCGGGAUCUUUGGGCCACUCAAGUAAGAAAUUAAAAUUUUAAAAUCACAGUAAUCUUCGUUGAAUUCUGUAGUAAUCUCAUCGAUUUCAGGUCGAGUUCUUUUUAUCCUGUCUGGGUUUUAUAGUCGGCGUCGGGAAUACCCUCAGAUUUCCUGCCAUGAUCUAUCAACAUGGAGGUGAUUCCAAACUUUUCUCUAGUGAUAUUAAUUCCUCCAUAUUUUAGGGAUAUUUUUUGUGCCAUAUUUUGUUUUUCUGGCCAUUUUUGGCCUUCCUCUUGUAUAUAUGCAUUUGUGUAUUGGACAAUACUCGGGAUUAUCGGCUUCCGGCGCCUUCUGGAAGAUGAUGCCGAUGGCUUCUGGGAUUGGUUGGGCGUUGGUUCUGCUGGCCGUACCUGUCGCCAUCUACUACAAUAUAAUCGUGGCGUGGGGAUUGUAUUAUUUGUGGUAUUCGCUCCUCGGAUUCUUUACUGCCGACCUUCCUUGGAGCGACUGUAAAGCGGGUAUGGUUGAUUUAAUAUUAAUUUAUAUUACAUAUAUUAUAGGCAUCAUCAAAUAUCUAGUUAUACGAACUAUUUCAGAAUGGGUAACUCGCUUCAAUUGUUGUGAACUGGACGCUGGGCCGACUUGUUUCGAUAAUCCCUAUUCAAUUACAGCAGCGGAAUCGUUUUUCCAGUAAGAAUGAAGAUUCAAUUGAAGUUUUUGUAAAUCUCUUUAGCUAUCAAGUUUUGAAUCGAACGAUGAUCCGUGAUAUGUCCGUUGGGUCUGUCCAAACUCAUCUAGUUGUGGCCUUGGCCAUAGCUUGGAUCUUGGUUUUCUUGGGCGUCUUCAAAGGCAUCGGUUCCAUCGGUUGGGCGGUCACUUUAACAGCUACCGUACCCUAUCUUUUGGUGAGUGAAACCAAAGUAAUAAUUGCAAUGUAGUUGUAAACGCUUCUAUAAUACUGUCUAGUCGUCAUAUUUUAGUUAAUUAUUCUCUUAAUCCGGGGAUUGAGUCUAAAUGGUGCUUCGAAUGGGAUCAAGUUCUUUUUGACACCUGAUUUUACCAAAUUAUGGUCGAUAAGUGUAAGUUUUUGACAAAAACAUUGUUUUUUACCCGAAACUGAUAAGUUCAAUCAAAUAUUUGCUCAUUGCAGAUAUGGAAAUCAGCGGCGGAACAGGUGUUUUACUCGCUGGGAAUCGACGCCGGCCCUUUGAUUUCGAUGGCCAGCUUCUCCAGAUACCGGAAUAAUAUCUAUCGGGACGCCGUUCUUUUAGUAUUACUGUGAGUACAACUACUUUUAGAAUGUACAUCAUCUCAUAAUAACUUUUUUAGUGACACCAUAACCAGUAUUCUCUGUGGAUUGGUCAUUUUUUCCUUUGUCGGGUUCUUGGCCGCCGUCCAACACAGCGAAAUCACCGAUAUUCUGAGUGAGUCUUAGAAGUAAUUAAUUGAUGGUUGUUUACUCUAGAGCAUGACCGAUUGUAUCUGGCGUUCACCGUGUAUCCAGGGGUCACCCAAUUCCUGGAGUGGGGAGCUCUUUGGGCCGUUCUCUUCUUUUUUAUGCUCAUUAUUUCCGCUAUGGACGCUGAAUUUGCAUGGUAAGUUUAUAGUCCUAAAAUGUAUCUCAAAUGAUUUGCAAUUAUCCAAGGUCAAGUUGAAACAACAAUAAAAAACUGAAAAUCUAUUUUUCCAAAUCAGUCAUUUUUGCAUGGAUAAUAUAAAAAUUAUAAAUACGAAAUUUUCUCAUUUAGGUUGGAGAUGAUAGCCUCCUCGAUCAUGAAUCAGCUCGGAAACAAGACUAGAUUAGUGGAAACUCGGAUCUUAGUGGGACUUUGCUUUGCUUUCUUCAUCAUGGGGAUACCAUUAUGUACAAGGGUAAGGAAUUCACUGUUUAUUACUGUAAUUGAGACCCUGUUGAUGACAAUUUUCGUGUUAAGGGGGGUAUUUUUAUCUUCCAUUCGAUCGAGUCCCUCAAUGCAAAUUGGAAUUCUUUUUCCCUUUCGCUGAUCCAAAUCAUCAUCGUAUGUUACAUUUACGGGAUCAACAACUUCAUGGAUGACAUGUCCGAGAUGCUGAGAGUGGAGAAGCCGACUUUGGAGUGGUCUCCGGUUAACUGUAAAUGGUAUUUUCGCUACAAACAGCUUCAAUUUUUGUUCGGUCCCACCGGAGACUACGUUAAAUUAAGUUGGUGUGUGUUUGCGCCCUUUAUCUUGACGGUGAGUGACAGGAUUUCCUAAAAUACGUAUUAUUGCGUUUUGAUUAAAUUUAGUCGAUUUUGCAAAAUUUCUUGUAUCUUUAGACGCUGCUGAUCGCCUCGGUCUUGAGUUACGAGCGUGUCCAGUUCAACGAAUUCGACAUGUCCUGGGGCUACGAGGUGAUCGCGUGGAUCGCCAUGGUCGGCCCUCUCGUCAUUGUCCCCAUCACCAUCGGGUAUUCCAUUUAUGAGGCCAAAAAGAGGAAAAAAGUAAAAAAAAUAUUAAUUUUUGAGAUUUUAAAAUCUUCGUAUUUUAGCCACUCUCCUCGAUUAUCAGCACCAAGAAUUGGCGAAAUUCCCAGGAAAAUCAGCCAAAACAACCAAGUCACACGGCAGAUAAUGACAGCGACUAUAUGGUGAGAUUUCCGAAACAAAGAUUGAUGUUUUUUUCGAUUUGCAAAGGAAAAUUUUUUUGGGCGGGUCAAAAAGCUUUUGACAUGUUUUUGCACUGUGCGGGCGCACGCAUUCGGCGUUGCGACGAGGUGUCGCGCGAUAAAAGUUUUGCGGGGUGCGAAAAAAGAGUGCACUGUGCUUUCGAUUGCCCUUUCUAAACCAAUUUUUUUGCACUGUGCGGGAUCGCAUUGCACCGUAAAUUUUUCUUGUCGCCGCUAGACAACUUUUGUGCACAAUUGCGCACUGUGCAGACAUGUGACCGCCUUGCGUAAAAAAACAAGGUUUUCCCAUAAAAAAAUUUAGGGGAUAAAGGUAAAAAAUAAUUUGCUCUAUUUCCAGUACAUAGACCCAAUUUCUCGGGUAGCAUCGACCAAAUCUCGGAAUAAAGUUGAUUUAAAUGUGAUAGAUGAAGAUGCCUACGUUCGAGCACACGAAAGAAUCCGAGAAUGGGCCGAACGAAGUGGUCGAAGUGAACCAGUCAGGCAAUUGGAGGUGUCCGCACUGCAAGAAUCAAUGGAUAUUGAACCCAAAAUUGAGAUCAAAGGGCCAGAAGAGAUCCCAGAAGAAGAAGAGGAAUUUGAGGAGAUCGAGGAGGAAUCUUAUGGAAGGAGGACGGGCAGACUCAAGGACUUUAUGUUGCAUGCGGAGAAGAGAAGGGAAGCGUCGAGCAGUGACAGUGAUGACUAUACGAUGGGAAGCGAUGAUCGGAAGAAACCGAAGAGACCUACGGUUAAGGUAUAAUUUAAAACAAAGACGGAAACUUAUGUUUAUCAACCUUGGCAUGUCGUAUUUUUCAAUUACAUAUUUUCACUGAACUACCAUAAGUUCUGUUGCACCGUGUAGUUUUCCAAAAACCAGGAGUGCAACGCUCUUUUCUGCACCGUCAGGGAUGCAUACCGAAAUUGAUAUAGUAACAGGUUUCGAUUUCAAAUUUUACAUGUUGUAAAAUAUGAAGUCAUGAUUUAAAUUUUCAGAAAUCACCACUAAUGAAGCCACAGUCGACCAACUCAUCGCUGAAUCUCUUCGGUCCGCCUCCAUUUCCCAGUAGCCAGGCAUCUGAUUCCAGAAUUUCCAAGAACCGAGCGAAUCGUCGCAGCGAUCAACGCAAGAAUCGUAUCUUUGCCAACUCGUUCAGCAUGGUGGUAAUGGAGCCCCCGUCCUCCUCCUCUCCCUCCAAGGCCUCUUCCGAAGAGCGAGCCCCUUCCCAGUCGGCUUCGGUGCCGGAUCGCCCUCUAAAUUGGAGCCGGCGCCAUGGCCUCGGCCCCAGAAAUAGCAGCGAAUCGGUGAACAACAGUCUGAGCGGGGUAUCCUUGAAGCCUUUCAGCAUUUCAACGCCUCAGGGCUCGCUUAAGCAGUCCAAAACGAUCAAAUUGAAGCGGCCCAAACCCAUCGGGAACUUGCCGCAACGGCCGCCCGUCGACUCGGAUGACGAUGAACAUCUGGCGACGCUUUCAAGGGCCUCCAGCAAGAGCUAUUUAUAA
Messenger RNA from Bursaphelenchus xylophilus (pine wood nematode), 4808 nucleotides. The record is from the annotation of a GenBank genome assembly. Lineage: Eukaryota; Metazoa; Nematoda; Chromadorea; Rhabditida; Aphelenchoididae.